CGGGGAUUAGGGCUGGUUUUAGCUCGACCACUCUCCCGUCUCCCUCUCCCACGACGCUCCUGCUUCGUUUACGGCACCGGCCACUAGAAAUGACUAGCUCUUUUCUUGCUAAAAGCUAGCGACUUUUCCUUUCCUUCGACGUUAGUUCUUCACCAAAGUGAAGAAAUGAAGCGGGCUGCCCCAUGGGAACAGUCGCACCCAGUAUCUUCUGUUGAUUCUUCAGGCUCAGAUUCUGAUGAUGAUGAACUGGCUAGCUCAAAGCGUAGCACCAAAAAUGGAGGUUCUCAAUCAUCCAAAGAUAUCAAGCCAGAAGCAGCUGAACCCAGAAAGAAAAAGCUUGGUGGUAUGAGUUAUGAAGCUUUAAGCAGGCAUGGUUAUCAUGGUGGGCCAUCAGUCUUGAAGGUGCCCCCUCCAAGGGUUGAACAGAAAGAGCCAAACUGGUCCUGGUCAACAGGGAAACGUAGUGAUGCAGAUAAAGAUGAGGAAUCAUAUGAAGAACGUGAACGUACUAGAGCUACAAUUGCUCAAGGCGAGAAUCUUUCAAAUGUGCAAACAAACUUGCAGGCAGGUAAUAUGGAGAAGAAGAACCUCUCUUUUUCACAGAAGGAGAAGCGAAAGCGAGACCUUGGUCAGGCCAGCAGAGGGAAGAACUAUGUUGAAGAGGAGAAGAGGCUGCUGAGGGAGAGUGGCAUCUAUUCAGGCUUUGAUUCAUGAUGAUGCUGAUGUGGCUGCAUCCAUUUAACAUUUUUCAUGGGAUCGGUCUGAUGGUUAGCUGAUGCAUACUUCAAGCUUGUUCAUUUCAUGUUGCUCAAUAGAUGCAGUUUAAAUGUAUUUAAGAGUUCAGAGCCUAGUUACAGCAAAGAAUGUUGCAUUUUUGUCGAGCUCAUGAAGUCUUCUAAGUGCUAAUGGCCAGUAAAUAUUGCUGUAUGUGUUGAAGGUUUGUUGGGUCUAUUUUAGCCUAAUAGGGUAGAUUAAUGACUACUGAAAUGUGCUUGAUUAGGUUAUUCCCACCUAAUUUUGUAACCAUGGCAAAUCAUGUGUGGAUCAACAUAUGAAUAAUAAAUUAGAAGUCUAAAACAGAUCAUGUUUGA
Molecule: messenger RNA, 1091 nt
Organism: Phoenix dactylifera (date palm)
Lineage: Eukaryota; Viridiplantae; Streptophyta; Magnoliopsida; Arecales; Arecaceae
Gene: RDM1
Product: RNA-DIRECTED DNA METHYLATION 1
Biological process (GO): gene silencing by siRNA-directed DNA methylation
Cellular component (GO): nucleus
Source: RefSeq, a predicted model, not a curated record